AUGGUAAGUGGAACGGGCCCAGCACCGAAUCAGGCCGACACGGUCGCAUUCUGGCGCAGCCUGUGGUCAGAGCCCGUAAACCACAUUGAGGGCCCUUGGAAGGAAGUUGUGGCGAGUCAGUGUCCGGGUAUGACGCCCAUGGACCCCGUCAUCAUAACGCCGGAUGACGUACCUGAGGCGGUCCGUAGGGCCCCGAACUGGAAAAGUCCGGGGCUUGACGGGCUGCAUCACUACUGGUUGAAGGGGUUCAUGGUGUUCACGCUGUGCUCGCCCGACAGUUUCAAGAGGCUCUCAACCAGAAGUCGCUCCCAAGCCUCUUCACUACCGGGAUCACUCAUUUGGUUCCUAAAGACCAGGGUACCACAGACCCGAGCAAAUACCGCCCCAUCACGUGUCUACCGACCAUAUACAAGACACUAA
Parnassius apollo (apollo) is the source of this 420-nucleotide messenger RNA. Lineage: Eukaryota; Metazoa; Arthropoda; Insecta; Lepidoptera; Papilionidae. The record is from the annotation of a GenBank genome assembly.